Messenger RNA from Dromaius novaehollandiae (emu), 4096 nucleotides. It is a transcript of the gene NEU4, whose product is annotated as neuraminidase 4. The coding region runs from base 216 to 1751 and encodes 511 amino acids. Gene Ontology annotation, molecular function: exo-alpha-sialidase activity. The transcript has 4 exons. Gene Ontology annotation, biological process: oligosaccharide catabolic process; ganglioside catabolic process. The record is from RefSeq and is a predicted model, not a curated record. NCBI's taxonomy places the organism in Eukaryota, Metazoa, Chordata, Aves, Casuariiformes, Dromaiidae. Gene Ontology annotation, cellular component: intracellular membrane-bounded organelle; membrane; cytoplasm.
AGCAGUGGGGGGAGCCCGCUGCAGAGGGUCACACAAAGGGGGCAAUGAAACACAAGGGAAACGCACUCUGCAAGAAGCCAGCCGGGGCCUGGCUGGCUCUAUAACCCGUGUUAGCCACCAUGGUGGCGGAAAGGAGGGCAAGGAGCGCACCGCAGUUUGCCAGCACCGGCUGUGGGACGGAGGAGGACACCUCAAACUGAGCGGGACUGGCCACCAUGGGCUCCCGGCAUUUCCCAGCCCGGACAGUGCUAUUUGAGAAGGAGUCAAACGGAGUGACAUAUCGUGUCCCAGCCCUGCUCUACUUACCCUGCAUGGCCAAGCUGCUGGCCUUUGCUGAGGAGCGACUGAGUGCAGAUGAUGCCCAUGCCAAUCUGCUGGUGCUGCGACGGGGGACCAUCUACAGGAAUUAUGUAGAGUGGGAAGACAUGAGAGUGCUUGAGACUGCGACCCUGAAGCAGCACCGAUCCAUGAACCCCUGCCCAGUCUACGAUGAGUUCACAGGCACCCUAUUCCUCUUUUUCAUCACGGUGCUGGGAAAGACACCUGAAGCCUACCAGAUCAUCACUGGCCAGAACGUCACCCGCCUCUGCUACGUCACCAGCUCUGACCAAGGCCUGAGCUGGAGCAAGGUCACAGACCUGACACAGCAGGUCAUCGGCAGAGCCAUAAAAGACUGGGCCACAUUUGCUCUGGGCCCCGGGCAUGGAAUCCAGCUUCGGUCUGGCCGGCUGCUGGUACCUGCCUACAGCUACCACAUUGACUGCAAGGAGUGCUUCGGGAAGCUCUGCAAAACCACCCCACACUCCUUCACCUUCUACAGCGAUGACCACGGCCGGAGCUGGCGCUUUGGGGAGUUCAUCCCCAACCUGCAGACAGGUGAGUGCCAGCUGGUCUCUGUGGACGAGGAGGAUGGCUCAAACAUCCUUUACUGCAACGCCCGGAGCCCCUUGGGUUUCCGGGUUCAGGCACUGAGCACUGAUGAUGGGGCUGUCUUCCACGUUGGACAGCUGGUCCAGCGGCUAGUUGAACCCCCACACGGCUGUCACGGCAGCAUUGUUGGCUUCCCUGCACCUUUUGUUUAUGUCCCCACUGCUUCCCGGACCCCAACAGCAUCCCUCCGAGGCCUAGGUCGCUUGCUGCUCUCUAGGAAGUUCUCCAGGUUUCAUUACCUUCCUGCUUGGGAAGCAGCUGGUGGAGCCAUACCCACUACAGCUUUGAGCAGCCAGCCUGCAGCCAGCCAGAUGCGAGCAGGGUCCAAGGAGGUCUGUCCUUCUGGAGGGCAUCACGGUGAUGCCCAUGAUGUCACCUUCUUCAGCCACGAUGCGGGACAGCGUGAUCCCAAAAUGACCUCCAAACCCUCUGUCUUCUUUCAAACACCAACAUGGGUGCUCUAUUCCCACCCUACAAGCUCCAUGUCACGGGUCAACAUGGGGAUUCACCUUAGUACGUUCCCCAGGGACGCCGAGAGCUGGACUGAACCAUGGGUUAUAUAUGAAGGCCCAAGUGCUUAUUCAGAUCUGGCCUACAUCAAGCUGUCCUACUCCGAGUACUCUGCUUCUGGCACACCAGCCAUUGCCUUUGCCUGCCUGUAUGAGAAUGGGACACGGUCCCCCUAUGAGCAGAUCUCCUUCAGCAUGUUCACGCUGCACGAUGUGCUCCAGAACAUCCCUUUGACAUCCACGCCACUGGGGCGGGAGGACGUCCCACUGAGCCGCGCCAAGAGGAAGAGAAGGAGCUGCCUUGUCUCCUAGAGCCUCCCCGUACCAAAACCCCACCUUCGAAACCAGGCUGGCUGAGGGAAACUGCGAGGUGACACAGCAAGACUGCCAAGCCUCCUCAUUCAGCUCAGGUCCGGUGGUGCCAAGGGCUGGACCCUCAACUGGUGCAAGCAAGAAGAGCCCCAUGAGCCUGUUCAUCGUGCUGAUUUAUACCAGCUAAGGGUUUGGCUUGCUGCAGGCAAGCACAACUGGAUCAAGCUGAAGGCAGGUGAUACUAUGCCAAAACAGGUUUUUAUCUGGCCUUUUUUGUUGUUGCUUUUUAAUUAAGUUGCGUGUUGGGCUUGGAGACUUGUGUCACUUCCCCAGCCCAAGGCCUGCUGUCUAAGCAUGAGUUGCCUCGUGUAACUGCAACCACCAAUGCCUUCAGCUCACCCUGCUGCACUCUUGCCACGUGACAACAGCCAGAGGCUUGUGUCUGCCACCGAGGGACCAGGAAGGGACAGAACUGAGCUGAGAGAGGGCCCCGGAGAGUAGGCCUGGCCGACACCACUGUCAGCAAGGAUGCCACUGCACUUUGGGCCUUUCUCCAGUGCUAGAGUGAGGUUGGGGAAAACCCCAAGUGCUAGUUGUUAAUGGGGACCCUGUGUCAGUGACACCGUAGGAAUCACCCCCAUUUCCAACCAGCUCCCAAAGGCGCAUGCCCCAUCCCUCCAUCCGACUCUACAGGCGGUGGGGCAGGGCUGGUGUCACAACACUGGGUGUCCCUGGGGAAUGCCUGCAUGCCAGCACAGUGCUGGCUGCGUGCCCCAGGCCUUCCCAGACCUGCAAGAGGGUCUGUGGGCUGGCUAGGAGGGGGGGAUGCUCAGCCCUAGCAGAGGCGGGAGCUGACCAGUUUCCCUGUGUAGAGGAGACCAGUGGCAGCAGGAGGCUCUGCCCCAGCCCAGGGCCACCCACGCUCAGCGAAAGUGCAAGCUGGCCAGGCCUGCUGGGAAACCAGCAGGUGAACAAAGGGCCCUUCUGCAAGCGGGAAGGAAAUCCCUGGUUGUGAUGCAGAGCGUGGCUGCUUGUGCCAUCAGGCCUGGAGCAGGCACAGAUUUUUAUUACCUUGUUACCCCUUUUCGUAUGUCUUGGCCCUCCUUCUCUAUGCCCUUGUACCUCCCUUUUAGCCAUCCAGCCUCUCUCCAAAUAAACAACCUGUCCCUGACGACUUUUUCACUAUCGAUUCCAAUUUUAGGUCCAUAUCCAAAGUUGCUGUUUCUGAUACCAUUACCUAGAUCUCAUCUUUACCUGAUAUUACAGAUAUGGUUCCCUAGCUGCUGGUGGCCUUGCAAGGUUGUGCUCCCUCAAAGGUCUCCAAUGCUCUUCUCCAUCCAGGCUGCUUAGCCAUCUCUCACAUCACUCCCCCUUUACCGUCUAUAAGAUCCAGCCAUCCUUCGUGACACUAUCUGUAACUUCUGUUAUUUGUCAUAGGUCACAUCUGGAAGUUUUUCAUGUUGUGCCCAAUAGUUUUCCAUGUCCUGUUGAUUUGUCUCCAUCCCAAAGCCUGCUCAAUGGCUCAGUGAUCUGCCUGUGGCAUGGGCAGGGUCCAGCCUUGCUCGUAUCUUUGUUGGGUAAAACAGAGAGGCAGUAGCUGGAAACAAGCAGAGAGAAAGAAAGGGCAGAGCCAUGGAUGGCCUGAGCUGCUGGAGCAUCAGAUUUGCACUGGGUAGACUGAUGCUUGCCUGAAGUCUUACCUGGAACCACAGCUGUUCGUCAUAUGGUGCUAUGGGCCAGUUUCUCAAAGAUGAAACUCUUCUUUUGAAGAACCAGGUAAAGCAGAGCAACGUGUAGUUGUCGGCCCCUGCUGCAAUCCUAGCCUUGAGCUCCUCAGGUGAAGUGCUAGCACUUAGUGGUGGAGGUGUGCUAUAGUGAAAUGAAUUGCCAGUGCCUUGAGGGAGGGCAGGAAGAAAAGCCUGGGCCCUGGAAGCAGGUACAGUGAAAAUGAUGUUAAUAAAAGUAGCUUAAUCUAUUUUUCCCCUAAGGCAAUCCUGCAGCUUUGUGGAACUGCUUUAGAUCAGGGAGAGCAUUUUAUAGUAGAAGGAGCAUACUAAGGAAAGACCUUGUUCGUGGCUCCAGGCACGCUAAGUCUCUUGGGAUGUACCCUCCAAGUAUGAGGCUUUGCAAACUGAGCAGCAAGACAAUGAAAUUAAAAUUUUUCUCCAUAAUGAAGAAGGCACCAUUCAUAACCUUGGGGUUACAAAGUGCUACCGAAAACUGCGGGGCUGUUUCUGGCCACAUCACACCUGGCUUGACUGCUGCUCUGUUCCCACUUCCACCUCUGAGGGCUUUCCUCCCACAGCAAUAAAUAUUUAUAUGCCUGCUUUUAUUUUUCUUUUCAA